Messenger RNA from Acaulospora morrowiae, 234 nucleotides. The record is from the annotation of a GenBank genome assembly. Lineage: Eukaryota; Fungi; Glomeromycota; Glomeromycetes; Diversisporales; Acaulosporaceae.
AUGACCGGAACAGUUUUUACACUUUGCAAGGAAGAAAAGAAUCCUCUCAUAGGACUCACUCGAGACAACGGUACAUGGAUUUUCUUUCGUGAGCCACAGAUACUUUUCGAAAAGCGGGAAAGUUCCGAUGGUAUUUUUAUUCUGCAACUAAAACGUAAACCGCCGAAAGACGGCCAGCGCCACCUGCAUGAUCCCACGUUACUUUCCGUGACAUUGAAUGCACGUGACACCUAA